Rosa chinensis is the source of this 2029-nucleotide messenger RNA. RefSeq lists its product as uncharacterized. NCBI's taxonomy places the organism in Eukaryota, Viridiplantae, Streptophyta, Magnoliopsida, Rosales, Rosaceae. The transcript is spliced from 5 exons. Bases 1189 to 1644 code for a protein of 151 amino acids. The record is from RefSeq and is a predicted model, not a curated record.
UUUUUCCUCCUUCUUCCUCUGUCGGGUUGCACGGGGCGCUCUCUCUCCCUCUCUCCUUCUCUCUUUCACUCUGGAAAGCUCGACUUCCGGCCAUCGACUUUUGGCACCGCCACCAUCACCACCACCACCACCACCACCAAAAGAUAGCCUAGUUCUAGUUUUGAUUUGGCUAUCAGAUAAUCCUUCUCUCUCUUCUUUAUCAGAUUUCAAAACCAAAACGAAGAAGGAGCCCUCGUCAAAAUGACAAAACCUAAACUGAAGUCGCCAUCUCUCUCUCUCUCUCUCGGGCACGGGCCCUCUCCCUCUCAGCCUCUAUCCUCGACGGUUCGAUUUCUUUUACAACAAAAGAAUGACUAGAGCUUUUGGGAACCCAUUAAUCCGACACAAGUUAAUUGAGGCUAUCCAGUUCAAAAGAUAAACAAGCUCAAGCGCUCUGGUUUUGUUAACUGGUACUUGAGAGAGGGGAUUCUGGUGUAAAUAUUUAUUGAAACUCUCCGUUCUGUGUUGCAGUGCUGAGAAGGCUAGGAGUGAAGGGCGUGGAGAUAAAGAAACCAGAGCAGCUCAAAACCAUGGCCUCACUCAUAAUCCCUGGAGGAGAGAGCACCACCAUGGCUAAGCUUGCCGAGAACCACAACCUGGUCUUUCUAUCACUCACCCAAACAGUCUCUAUUAUUUGUUGAUUUGUUUAAAGCUUUUUACUUUAUUACUCCCGGGCUCAAUAUGUAUAUGCCUGCUUCUGCAAUUGUCGAUACUUUUAGUAUAUCAGUAAAUGGGGAGAUUAGAUGAAAAUGAGGACUGUUCUAGAAAUGGUGUAAUUUGGCUAUAUGGGUUUUGUUCUUUGGUGCUUUGGGUAUAUAGGAGUGGUGGAAUUGUGAACUAUAUCGGCUUGCCUAAUAUAAUCACAAAUGACACAGGAGGUAAAGGAAAUGAAGUAGAUUAUAGCAUUAUUUGAACAUCCUAGUUCAUUUUGUUGUAGUUAGAAUUUGAUUAGAAAAAAAAAAAAAAGCAUUGAACUUGGCUCUAUGUACCCACCAAGUCUUAGUUUUUUUUUUCCCCUGAUAUGUGGUUUUGUCUCUCAACAGAAUCAAUUAGGUCUUUUCAACAGAUUCUGAAGAUUGGUUUUGUCGCUCAGCUCAUCCAAAAUCUGCAGCAUCCGACUGAGACCCAGAACCAAGUCAGUUUACACGCAUGGGGUAUUCUGAAGAACAGAUGAACCGAGCUAUCAGUGAAGUUUUAGAGACUUCCCAUAACAAGGAAAUCUCUUCACUAUGGCCAUCAGUUCUUUGUCUUCUUCGAGAAGAUGAGGUUUAUGGUUUUCAUAUGAAGUCUCAAAGCAUAAGGGGAAUUCUUCGGGCAACACCAUCCACUCAUACUCUUGUGAAUGGUGAUAGAGAUUGUGUAGAGAGUGAGAGUAGACUGCCCAACACUUCUAGGGAUGGAGGUCCUACACCAAGAAUUAAUUCUGACAAGGUUGCAUCAAAGUCAUUUACGAUGGGAGCUCCUUCAUCUCUCCUCAAUUUCAUGCAGCUACGUUGUUAUUUGGACCACACACACCAAGGGAGUAUGUGCAGGGCUCGCAAGCCGAAUGGCUGCAUAUGCAGGUUGGUGGUAGCUUUGAAAGAACAACAUAAACUCGGAAUAUAAACUCUUCAAGUCCCAAUUGGUUCGGAAUGUGCUUAAUUAGUUAUGCAUCUGGUGUAAUAGAAAUCUAUUUUUUGAAUGUACUAAUGUAGUGUGAUCUUGGUAGUAUAUCAUAUUAGCUGUUACAAGACGGCUUCCAGUGGAUUCUCUACUAAGCUCACUCAACAGCGAAAGUAAAGGUUGUUGAUGUGAAAGUAAAGGUUGUUGAUGCAACUUCUGCUGGCAUCUUCAUUGUCAUCAUAAAGUGUGUUCUUCAAGACUUGGUUGGUUUCAACAUUUUACUAAAUUUUGUUAGAAAACUAGUUCUGUUGAUGUAAUGACUUUGUUGGAUAUAUGGAUAAAUGUAUCGGAUUUUAACAUAAAUGAAUGUGUUUUGGAUGUGAUGUCA